AUGCAAAACACUCGGCACAAGCUAAGAAGGACUGCCAACGCGUGUACUGCAUGCCGUCAGAGUAAGAUCAAAUGCUCCGGCAAUGACCCAUGUGCCAACUGCCAGCGACGUUCCAUCCGAUGUCAGUUUUCUGAGACGAACACUAAAGUCCUGGUAUCUGAGAGAUACCUGCGGGGGUUGCAGACUCAGAUCAAGCAGUUACAGCGGUCAGCCAACCUCAAACGACUACGGCAUGUCUCGUCUGAACGGGAAGCAAGUGUUGAUGGUCCGAACAACUCCAGCGAUACCGGUGUGCCUUCGGAGGUCGAAAGUAUUCCCCUGGAGUCCCAAAUCCCACAGAUUAGCGACUUCACUUGCAACAUCUGGACGAGUCCUUUCCCAUUGCCCACACCGGUCAUCAAAGACACGCGUCGUCCUAGUAAGCGUAACUGGAUCUGGCUAGCGCCAGCCUCGCCAUGGUCAUUCACUACUCGACUUACACUUAUGAUGACCGAACGGCUUGGCUUGAACUCCGACACGGGCUCUUCUGAAAUCUAUCUCGAUGGAGACAUCUAUCCGUUAGAAUGGAAUGACCUCCCAGAAUCCGCGGCUUUGGCCGAUUUACCAUCCCUUGACUACGCGCUUCAUCUUUUCAACGUCGCAAAGUUACACCUUGGCCAGACGUAUCGAUUCCUCGAUGAAGAGUCAUUCAAUGCUCACAUUCUGGCUUUUUAUGAUGCCAAGGCAGAGAAACCUGCCGAGCCGCGCAUGUGGUUCGUCCAAUUCCUCCUAAUCCUCGCCUUUGGAAAAGCCUUCCUAUCGCGACCAAAUGGACACGACCCCCCGGGGUCGAAAUUCUUCGUUCGCGCCAUGUCCCAUAUGCCCAAGAGCCCAUCCACUGGAAGAGACAGUCUGAUGGUCAUUGAGACUUUAGCUCUUGCAGCACUUUACCUUUACUCAAUUGACCAUAGAGAAAACGCUCAUAUGCACAUAGGCCAAGCCGUACGAAUUGCGCAGCUAGAAGGAUUACACACCCAACUACCCGACGCAGAACUUGGGACGAAGACCGUAACUCGGUGUCAAAACCUCUGGUGGACGUUGUAUAUACUAGACCGUCAAGUUUCAUUUGCUGUGGGGCUUCCCAUGAUCACGCAAGACUGCGAGAUAUCUACCUUGAUCAGGACACCGCGUGAUCGGUCCCAGGCUAUGGUGUUUAAUCUCCAAGUCAAGUUGUCCCAGAUGCUGUCUUCGAUCCUUGCAACGAUCUAUAAAACCGAGAAGACGCAGCUUGGGGCCUUCCUCGAGAGCACGCGGAAUAUCCUGCAGGCCAUGGCUCGACUGGCAAAAGAAAUUGAGGAGAUGAUUCCGGGCAAGUUCCAAAGAAUGGAUAGUGUCUCUCAGGAGACGCGCCACAUUGUUCUGUUGUAUCACCAGUGUGUGAUUAUCGCAACAAGACCCUUGCUCCUGUCAGUACUAAAAGAGAGAUUGGAGAAACUAGGUCGUGCUGAAGAAAACUGGCAGGGUUUUCUCGCACUUCCCAAGUCAUUGAUAUCUAUCGGGAUCAAAUCCGCAAUCAAAACAUUGCAAGUUUUAUCGGAUGAGAACAUUUUCCUCGAGGUCUUCCUCCCCUUCGACCUAGAAUUUACUUAUGCCGCUGCUCUCCAUCUUACAAUGGGCAACACGCUCUUCCCACCCGAUAUCGCAACCCAAUCCUACUCACACCUUGCCCAUCAAGUCCUCGACGAGAUGAUCUCCCGGGGUAAUAAGGUCGCUCGGCUCCGAAAAUCAGAGCUCACACGCCUAGAGGGCUUAUUCCAAGCUCUCGCAGAGCGCGUCAAGCAAGAAGGUCUACAAACACUCACUUUACCCGGCACCGUAGAUCCCGAAAGUGACAUUCUCGGGGAUCGUGGAGAGCAAUAUCCUACCACCGGACAAAACAACAAUCCAAAAGAUCUCGGACCGUUGCCAACGCCCGACACACACAUGUCGAAUGAGAUGGAUAUCUUGGAGAGCAUUGGGAUUUCUUCGUACGAGUUUUGGUCUAUUAUUGGGCAGAUUGCGGAUGCAGAUGUUACGGGGGAGUUGGAUCCCGGGGAUGGGUGGCUUGGGAAUUAUUAGUUUAAUACGGCAGGCAUGCUUAAUUGCAUUUGCGUUAUUAUCUGUCCAAACGAGGAGUUUGGUUGUGUUGCAGGUUGAAGAUCAUAUAGCGAUAGCGGCCAUUGGACAGAUAGUGAUGGAUGGGCUUCUUGGCGCGGCCUACUAUUCUAUAGGGGAGCCGCUACAGCCACACCGGCCUGGUUCCUGCCACAC
Aspergillus sclerotioniger CBS 115572 is the source of this 2289-nucleotide messenger RNA. RefSeq names its product Zn(II)2Cys6 transcription factor. Gene Ontology annotation, biological process: DNA-templated transcription; positive regulation of transcription by RNA polymerase II. Gene Ontology annotation, cellular component: nucleus. The record is from RefSeq and is a predicted model, not a curated record. Bases 1 to 2097 code for a protein of 698 amino acids. Gene Ontology annotation, molecular function: DNA-binding transcription factor activity, RNA polymerase II-specific; sequence-specific DNA binding; zinc ion binding. The transcript has 8 exons. Lineage: Eukaryota; Fungi; Ascomycota; Eurotiomycetes; Eurotiales; Aspergillaceae.